GCAAACAUUCGGACCCGAUGUCACCUGCUCCAAGGCUGCCUGCGAUUAACGUUCGAAGGCCGUCUGAAACCCUAUAAAAGAAGAAAGAAGAAAUAAGAGUAAGAAGAGAGAGAGGGAGAAUAAGAAGGAGAAGAAGAAGAGAAAAGAAGAGGAAGAGAGGAGAAUAACGUUCGAAGGGAAACGACCGACAAAUUCAAAAUGUCAGUGGAAGAAGACGAUGCAAGUCUGAAAGAACUUGUGACUAAGACGUUGCAGACGAAUGGAGUCCUCGGGAAGAUACAGGCUCAGCUAAGGGCCAGUGUCUUUCUUGCCUUAGAGGAGGAAUUUAAAGAUAAAAAUAUUCCACUGGUCAGUGCCUCUGCAAAGCAGCUACUAGCAACUCCAGAAGGAGUCUUAGCAGCUGCGUUGGUUCAUAACUUCCUUCAGUGCCUUAGUCUGGACUUUUCUCUCGCUGUUUUUGCUCCAGAAUCAGGACAUUCCACCCUAUGGACAUUCCCAGGAGAAGAUGCCUUAUCAAGCAAUCUCAACCUCAGUAAUAAGCAAGCUGGUGAUAAAGCUCCAUUACUAAUAGAACUUCUGAAAGAAAGGACGACAUCUAAGCCUUCCGAAUUAGGG
This is a messenger RNA of Penaeus monodon (black tiger shrimp), 615 nucleotides long. Its product is annotated as centrosomal protein 43-like. Gene Ontology annotation, cellular component: centrosome. NCBI's taxonomy places the organism in Eukaryota, Metazoa, Arthropoda, Malacostraca, Decapoda, Penaeidae. Gene Ontology annotation, biological process: microtubule anchoring. The record is from RefSeq and is a predicted model, not a curated record.